Molecule: messenger RNA, 759 nt
Organism: Camellia sinensis
Lineage: Eukaryota; Viridiplantae; Streptophyta; Magnoliopsida; Ericales; Theaceae
Product: profilin-1
Cellular component (GO): cell cortex
Molecular function (GO): actin monomer binding
Source: RefSeq, a predicted model, not a curated record
UGAUGAGCAAUUCAGAAAUCGUGGCUUGGGGGCUAUUAACACAACUCAACACAAGAAGUCCAUAGACAAAGAAGCUGAAAGAUCAGUGAAGUUAAGCUCAGCCAAGGAAGAUGUCAUGGCAGGCGUACGUGGACGAGCACCUGAUGUGCGAAAUGGAGGGAAACUUCCUCAACUCCUCCGCCAUCAUUGGCCACGACGCCAGUGUCUGGGCCCAGAGCUCCUCCUUCCCUCAGUUCAAGCCUGAAGAAAUAACUGCCAUUAUGAAUGAUUUCACUGAGCCUGGUUCUCUCGCUCCAACUGGCUUGUACCUCGGUGGAACAAAAUACAUGGUGAUCCAAGGCGAACCAGGAGCUGUCAUUCGAGGAAAGAAGGGACCUGGUGGUGUUACUAUUAAAAAGACCAACCAGGCAUUGAUCAUCGGUAUCUAUGAUGAGCCCAUGACGCCGGGCCAGUGCAACAUGAUUGUUGAAAGGCUUGGCGAUUAUCUCAUUGACCAGGGUCUUUAAUUGCUUUGUGGAAUAAUGAUAUAUAAGUACUUGAAGUUACGCAAAACUCCUUAUGGGAACAAAACUGUUUGGGGCUUGAGAAGUGCUAUAUAUAUGAUCUUCUUUUGAGUUGAAACUGUCUCUGUAUUCUCUUGAUAAAAAGUUUACAAUGAUUUGUGAGUGAGGCACUUAUCUACAUUGGAGUGGCUUUCCUUUAAUGGAUUCUAACUUGAUUGGAAUCUUUCAUAAUUAUAAUUUGUGGUUUGUGUAAUCA